CGAAUGCCUCAGCUCUCACCUCACUCUUCGCUGAGCUGAGUCGGUGCGCACUUCUGGUCAGACUUGCACUAAGGGCACACUUCCACUCGGCUGCUCUUGCGACAAGACACAUCUCAGAGGCUCAUUUCGGAGGCGUUGAUACCGAACUUGCAGGAUGAGGGUUCAGUUGCUGCUGUGCGUCCUGGGUGCUGUAGGCGCGCUGGGAUUCUCUAAUGAGUAUUACACAUGGGCAGCUGGCCUGCAACCUGGUUACGUAAUAGAGGAGUUCUUGAAGAAUGGCCGGACCUGUCACUGCAUGGUGCCCUUAAAAUCAACCACCACGAGCACGAGCACGACUACGUCUACGUCUACAACUACUUCGACAAGCACUUCUACAAGUAUGACAACUUCCACAUCUACAACCACUACAACCUCCACAUCCACAAGCACAUCAACAACCACAUCUACAAGCUCGUCAAGUUCCACAUCUACAAGCACUUCUACAACCACCACACUUACAUCAACAUCAACAACCACAUCUACAAGUACUACAACGUCAACAUCUACAAAUACUUCCACAUUUACAAGCACUUCUACAACCAUUACAACGACUACAAGUACUAUAACUUCUACAUCCACAUUUACAAAAACUACAACCUCUCUAUCCACAUUUACAAAUACCACAACUUCUACAUCUACGUUUACAAGCACCACAAAUUCUAUAUCCACCACCACGACGAUGGCUCCAGUCAAUUACGAUUGCAACAAGACGAUCAAUCUCUUCGAGGGAUCUGUUGACACUUGGACGUCACCAAACUACCCCAAUGAUUAUCCCGAAGACAUUUGCUGUGUACUAACCUUGACCACGGAUAGUACUAGUCCAUUAUUCAUGGCCAUUAUAACGUUUGAGGGCCAAGCGCAAAUAUUUGAUAACCCAGAAUGUAGCACCGAUUCUCUAACAUUUGACAUCUGGCUAUUAACUUCCUGUUACAGCCAAUGUGGUGCCUUGACUGACAAAACAGUCUACCUUUCGGAACCAUACACCAUUGUUUUCAAAACCAGCUCAGCAGAUGGAGGAACUGCAGUGGGAUUCAAUAUGACUAUUACGGGCGAUGAUAUGCUCCUGGGUUGACGAGCAACGUGACGAAUUGGCGGAUCAACUUUGGUCAUCAGGUCGUCAUGGCAGUUAAAAGGAUACACUCUUCGGAUAUUGGAAAUACAUUAUGUUUCUGUGUUACAUUUGAACCUUGAUGUUGGAUAAGCUUGAGUUUAAUUAGAAGAAAAGCCAAUAUUUGAAUCGUCAUUCUGUUUCGCUUUUUGUCAUUUCACUUUGAGUUUAAUCAGAAAAUAAGCCAAUAUUGAAUGGCCUUUUUGUUUCGCUUUCUGAGAACAAAAUCUUAAGAACACUAAUCAUUG
Penaeus monodon (black tiger shrimp) is the source of this 1395-nucleotide messenger RNA. RefSeq names its product cell wall protein DAN4-like. Lineage: Eukaryota; Metazoa; Arthropoda; Malacostraca; Decapoda; Penaeidae. The coding region runs from base 155 to 1111 and encodes 318 amino acids. The transcript is spliced from 10 exons. The record is from RefSeq and is a predicted model, not a curated record.